AUGGUGCAAGAUAUCAAGGUCUCGCCUAUCAGUUCUUCGGACUUCCCAUUUAACAAAUUAAGGCGAAGCUCAGCAACUGUUGGAAACGACAAUCAUUUUUAUGACAUUGAUAACAGAAAUGGCUCUGCCGAUAGGGAAGAAUUCUUCUACAAGACUGAAAAUAGUGAUGGAGACUUGUGGAAUGCAUGUUCAGUUUUCCUUGAUGAGACCUUUGACAACGAUAUGAGAUAUGAUACCUCGUGUAAGAAGACUUUUCAAAUGGGUUCUGAAUCUCCUGAAUUAUCGAAAAGUGGAACCUACAAAAUGGAGAACUAUGCUUUUGAAGACCUACUGCCGAAGCCGAAGAAAUGGUCUUCAGCUGUAGCGAUGAAACAGAUGGAUAUGGGCGAACCACGGUCUUCAUUUUCUAAAGACGAAUUAGAGGAAGAUUUUAACUUUUAUGUUGCUAGCAGGUCAAGAUUAGAUGGAAACUUCAAUGCACAAAAUUUCGUUCCAGAAGAUGUAAGGGAUAAUUCGAGCUUGCUGAGCGAAGAGUCAAGCUCAUGCGCUGCGGUGAGGGGUGACUCCACCGCGCAUUCACCAGCAAUAAUAUUGACAGGAGGGAACAGAAGAAAGCAUAGAAAUGCUUUUGCAAGCCCUAGAAAGCAUAGAAAUGCUUUUUGUAGCUCUAGAAAUAGGUACAGUACCAAGGACGAAAAGUACAGAAGUAUGCCAAACUCAUCAAAGCGAGUACCAUCUCAUUUUUCAAACUCUAUUCUCCGGGAAGAGUUGGGGUCACGUAACAGUUGGCACUUUGAGGAAAGAAAGCCUUCACUUGAUAAAAGUUCUGUUGCCGCCUCAUUCUGUCUAGAUUUAGAGACAGAUUUUACAGUCUUCGGAUCCAAGAAUAGAAUCGAAGAUCCUUUUAACGUCUUUAAUACCCUCGAAUUAAGUGACAAGGCGAGUCCUUGCUUUGGUGGAUUUAAUAAAACUGCACCUCGUGCAGACUCUCAAAAGUUGGCAUUUGACUGCUCAGCUGCAUUCCCUAAUGUUGAUUCCUGGCCAACGAGCCCAAGUUUGUCUCCAGAUUUUCAUUUAAAAGGAAAAUCUGAGGAUGCUGGAGGUUUUCAUUGUGCGACUUCAUCUACUGAUAUGUCAGGGCAGGAAAGUGUUAGCAAAAGCGAUAAACAAGUGAAACUGCAAAAAGACAGACGCAAAAAUUUUGAUCAAGAAAAUGUUUUCAUGGGAGAUGAUGAAUUGUCCUCUGAAAAGAAACUACCAGAAGAUGCCCCAUCUUUGAAGAAUCAUGAGCAAGAAUGUGAAGGAACAGAGGACACAAAUCCAAAAGCAUCAGCAACUGAGUGUCGUGUAACAGCUGACUCUUCGGGUCAUGUGGAGGAGAUAUCAUCAUUACUGAAGAUACCCGACAAAGAAGAAAGUCAAGUAGAUAAAAGAAAGAACAAUUGCGAAGCUGAAACUCUUCUUACAUGUAAAACUUCAAACGAAGAUAUGCAACUUUGGUUGCCUGAAGAAAGAAAGAAGAGUGAAAAACAUAAUAAUGAUAAAAUUAGCUUGUCAGGUCAGGUGAUGUUUGAAAGCUUCGUCUUUCAGCUUCUGCAUAUUCAGAAGGUAUUGAAGGAGGCCCCUACCUGAAGCAGUAACGCCUUCGUUGAACAUAGCAGUGCCAAUAAAAUUUCUCUUCAGAUGCCUCGUGAACAAAGGAACAUUAAAUCAUCUUUUUUUUCUCAAAGCGACCAUUCCUAAUAUGGAUAAUUUUCUCGGCCAAGUUGCUAAAAUCGUUCUUUUCUUCA
Molecule: messenger RNA, 1790 nt
Organism: Vigna radiata var. radiata (mung bean)
Lineage: Eukaryota; Viridiplantae; Streptophyta; Magnoliopsida; Fabales; Fabaceae
Exons: 9
Coding region: 1-1632 (543 amino acids)
Source: RefSeq, a predicted model, not a curated record